This is a messenger RNA of Megalobrama amblycephala (Wuchang bream), 1163 nucleotides long. Its product is annotated as ubiquitin carboxyl-terminal hydrolase 47-like. Lineage: Eukaryota; Metazoa; Chordata; Actinopteri; Cypriniformes; Xenocyprididae. Bases 249 to 1163 code for a protein of 304 amino acids. Gene Ontology annotation, biological process: protein deubiquitination. The record is from RefSeq and is a predicted model, not a curated record. Gene Ontology annotation, cellular component: cytosol; nucleus. The transcript has 10 exons. Gene Ontology annotation, molecular function: cysteine-type endopeptidase activity; cysteine-type deubiquitinase activity.
GUUCCCUGUUUUCUUUUGUUUUUUAAAGCUCUCAGAUGGAAAAGAAGCACUGUCAUUUUUGACAACGGGAGUGAGAAACUGCUGCAUAGGAAGUGUGAGUACUUGCCACUGGCUUUGUGUCAAGGUGUAAAGAGGGUACGUACAUGUGCUUUAUUAGAAAUAGCUCUCUCCAAUCUUGUCCAUUGAAGUCAUACUUCAGAAUCAACUCUGGCUUGAUGAGAAACUAGGAAAAGCAUCAGUAAAGCAAAAUGGAACUGCCACAACAAAGUAAAUAUCAGCUUCAAACAACAGUAGACAACAACGAGAUCCCUCAAAACAUUACUCAUGGCUACACUGGUUUAAGAAAUCAGGGAUCCACAUGCUAUCUGAAUGCAGUGCUGCAAACUCUGUUCAUGACAGAAGAGUUCAGAAAUGCUGUGGAAAGUUCACAGGAUAAGAGUGAACUUUCCUCUGAACUUGCACAUUUAUUUAAGGAGUUGAAGUCUGGCAAAAAAAGUGUCACAACUGAAAAUAUAACAGAUGUUCUAAACAUUGGAAAUGUUAAUGAACAGCAGGAUGCAGAAAAAUGGUUCCUGAGGAUACUGAAUAUGGUCAGUUCUGAUAUGUCUAAGACUUUUCAGGGAAUAAUGGAGUACACCACCAUCUGCAGGAAUGAACACACUUCUAUGGUGCAAACAGAUCAUUGUUUUUCUAUUGACAUUUCAGUGGAAUCACAUUCUCCUAUAAAUGUGGAAUACUGUUUUGAUUCAUUGUUUGAACCAGUCUCCAUGUGUGGAGAGGACCAAAUAUACUGUAAAACCUGCAAAAACAUGAUGAACAUGGAAACUAACUGCAAGAUAAAGAAAUUUCCACCAGUUCUGGUUCUGCACCUGGAAAGAUUUGAAUUGGACUAUAACGCCAUGUAUUACAGGAAGAACACUUCCAGAGUGGAGAUUCCUUUGCAAUUAUCCGUAAAGGGAGAGAGGGAUGUAUGCCAGUAUGACCUGUAUGCUGUUGUUAAGCACACUGGUUCUCUCAGGAGUGGACACUACUUUGCUGACAUCAAGUCAUUUGAGGACAAGAAGUGGUAUCGAUUUAAUGACUGCUCUGUAUAUAUGAUUCCAGACUUGAAAGACCAAAAAGCCUGUGAUGAGGCAUACUUACUUUUGUACAAAUGUAAGUAA